This is a messenger RNA of Polistes dominula (European paper wasp), 3001 nucleotides long. Its product is annotated as tRNA (34-2'-O)-methyltransferase regulator WDR6. Gene Ontology annotation, biological process: tRNA methylation. Lineage: Eukaryota; Metazoa; Arthropoda; Insecta; Hymenoptera; Vespidae. Gene Ontology annotation, molecular function: protein binding. Gene Ontology annotation, cellular component: cytoplasm. The record is from RefSeq and is a predicted model, not a curated record.
AUGAUAUUGAUAAAAUUAAUAAUACAAUAUCGAUGAAACAAAUUAUCGAAACAAUUUGGUUUAACGAUUGGAUAAUAGCUGUUAAAUGCUUGACCAUUAAUAAACGAAUAUUUUUAAUUAUUUUAUUUGCACAUAAUAACGUAUACGUAUAUGAUAUUUCUAAUAAAAAAUAUGAAGAAACAUGGUGUGAGGAAAAAUGUAUACUCUACGGUGGAUCUAUAUCAGGUGAAACGAUAAAAGAUUUAGUUAUAUUUAGUGGAACUGUAUUUCAGGAGAUAUUAAUAUGGAAACUAGACUAUGCAACUGAUCAUGAUAAAAAUGCGAAAAUAUUGCAUCGUUUAAUUGGACACAAAGGAGUAAUUUUUUCUGUCAUUUAUGAUCCAAACACAUCUUUUAUCUGUUCUACAUCUGAUGACAGAACAGUUAGAUUAUGGAAAGUUAUAGAAAACAAAUCUAAUACAUUAGAUUGUCAAAAUAAUAUCGAUUGGAAAAAUGUUGAAAUCAAAUUAGUUAAAACAAUGUUUGGUCAUGCUGCUAGAGUUUGGAGAGCCAUAAUCAGAAAUGACGUUCUUUUUACAAUAGGUGAGGAUUCGUUGAUAUGUAUUUGGUCAUUAAAUGGUCUAUUAUUAAAUAAAUUAUUUGCACAUCAUGGGGCACGGAUAUGGAGUAUUCAUAUAUCAGAAGAUAAUAAAAUUAUAUUUACGGGUGGUGCUGAUGGCGCAGUACACAUGUGGCCAUUUAUAAGUACUCCGAACAAUAAUUUACAGAUAAUAUCAUCAUUUAAAACAUCUUCUCGUAUUCCUAAAUAUGUAACUUAUUUAAACAGUGGAACUUUAAUAAUAUUUCACGAUGGAGGCAUGUUAGAAUGUUAUGACGAUGCAUUGCAUCUUAGAGAAUCAACGUAUUUAGAAAUAUAUAGUUCUUAUUGCAUAAUGAAAGUUUCGUCGUGUAGAUGCUAUAUUAGCUUUGCAUCCAGAUAUGGACAUAUAACUAUAUAUACAGAAAUAAACAAAGAAAACAAAAAAUACUUGCAUCAGAUAUUGGAGAAAAAAAUAAUGAAAUCAAAAAUAUUCUCUUUGCAAUGGUUGAAGAAUGAUAGAAUGCUAGUUUGUGGAGAAAAUGGUUCUUUACUAAUACUUGCCAUUACACCUAACAAUGAACUAUAUAUUCAUAGUGAAUAUAUACUACCAUACUCUCGAGAAGGUUGGAUAACAGCAGCUAUAAUUUAUACAAAUUUACUUGUUUGUGGAGAUAGAACAGGAAAUCUUUAUAUUUUUGAAACGCACGAUCAAUCUUUAAGCAAAACAAAUGUAGAUAAAAAUAUCAGUAAACCAAUACAAACUAUUUAUAAAGUUCAUGGAAAAAUAGGUGUUCAACUAUGUGCUGUAUUGAACAAGAAAUUGAUGACAGCAGGACGCAAUGGCAUGAUAAAAUUUUAUGAUAUUUUUAUGAAGAACAAUAGAAACUACUUACGUACUUUAUAUUCCAUAAAAAUGCCAAUGGAUUGGAUUAGUAAUAUAUUAAAUAUUAAUGAUGAUGUUCUUAUAACUGGAUUUAAAGAAGUUGAAUUUAUAAUAUACAGUUUGCAUCAUCAAAGAAUAGCAGUAAAAUAUCCUUGUGGAGGUGGACACAGAUCUGUGGAUUGUCUGAUAUUAAAUGAAAAUAUUAAAUUUGCAUAUAUUAGAGAUAAGAAAAUUUAUUUAUCCAGUCAUCAUUUAAAUUCUCUGUUUUUAUCUACACCUACUAUACUGAAUGGUUUUCAUGUAAAAGAAAUUUACAAUGUACAACCUAUAAUAAAUUUGUUCGAUCAGAAAAUUUAUGUAUCUGGAGGUGAAGAUUGUAAACUUCGUCUUACACAUAUUUAUAAAUCAGAAUUAAAAAGAAAAGACUAUACAUUUGAAACAUUAAAUAUUAUGGAUGGACAUAUUUCAAGUAUAAAGUCUAUAGCUAUUUUCAAUUUAAAAAACACAGAUUUGACUAGUACAUAUUUAAUUUUCUCAUGCGGUGGAAGAGCUCAAAUAAAAUGUUGGCAAAUAGAUAUUAGAUGGGAUGAUGAUGAUGAUGUGUUAUCCAACGAUAACGUUUCUUGCAUUGAUCUGAAUUCUCACAUGUUAUUUGGUUUAGAUCAGAAUCGUAGAAAACAAAUGCAAAAAGCAAAACAAACUUUUGCUAUUGAAUCUGAAACCCGUUAUAUGGAUAUUAAGGUCUAUUGUCCUUCUUUGAAGUCAACUUUCAUAUUUUUAGUUAUAGCCUGUGGUGAUGGAUAUUUAAGGCUAUUCAUUUAUAACAUUUUUAAAAAAGAUAUCAAUCCUAUAUUAUAUACCAAAUGUACUGCUCGUUGCAUUUUAAAAGUUCAUGUCUUAGAAUUGAAAAAUAUUAUAAUUAUAAUGACAAUGUCAACCGAUGGUAUUGUACGUUAUUAUAAUUUUACUGACAUUUUUUUGGAAGCAUCUAAAAAUAUGAUCUCUGGUAAUUCUAAUCUACAAAACAUUGACAUAAUACCUUUCGCAAUAAUGAAAUUACAUCAAUCAGGAAUAAAUAGUUAUGAUUUGAAAACUAUAACUGAAGAUAAGUAUCUUCUAGUUACUGGAGGCGAUGACAAUCUCCUUUGUCUUGUUCUAUUUCAAAUUUGUAUUUUAGAAGACGCAACUGUUUCUGUAGAAAUAUUAUCUAAACACAACAUUUCGUCUAUACAUUACGCACAAAUUACAGGUGUUAAGAUAACAAAUAACAAAAUAUUCAGCGUUGGUAUAGAUCAACAAGUUAUUAUACAUACUUAUUCCUAUAAUAAUAAUAAAAUAUUAGCACAAUUAUUGUCUACUGAAUUUACAUCUGUAUCAGAUGUACAAGGAAUGGUAUUAUCAACUUCUAUGAAGUCUAACGAUAUAUUUUUGUUUAUAUAUGGAAAUGGCUUCGAAUUUUUAUCAGUUUAAAAUAAUUCAAAGUUUAUACGCAUUUUGUAAUAUACAUAUAUCCUAAAAAUAAAGAGAUGACACCGACA